Molecule: messenger RNA, 340 nt
Organism: Stegodyphus dumicola
Lineage: Eukaryota; Metazoa; Arthropoda; Arachnida; Araneae; Eresidae
Product: protein turtle homolog B-like
Molecular function (GO): protein binding
Source: RefSeq, a predicted model, not a curated record
UUGUCAUUCUUUUUUCCUUUCACAGUGCCACCCAAAAAGCCUGUGAUCAUGGAUCAAAACGGCGAACUCUUCCACAGUCUCAUCGGGCCCUACAACGAAGGGGACAGAUUGUUCCUCGUCUGCGAAACGGAAGGGGGUAAGCCGACUCCUUCCCUGACGUGGUGGCGUGAGAGCGUUUUGUUGGACGACAGCUACGAAGUCAGCAGCGAAGGUGUGGUUCGGAACGAAAUCGAGAUCACAUCCCUCCAGAGGCAUGAUCUGAUGGCCGUUUUCACUUGCCAAGCGUCCAACAACAACCUCACGGUGCCCGUCUCCAAGUACGUCACUGUGGACAUGAACU